CUGCUGCUGAUCACUUACAAUCUGACAACACUUCCAAUCUACUCAGAACAGCCCCUCUCUCUCCAGCAGAGAGUGUCACCUCCUGCCUUGGACCAUCAGGCUCUGCUAACCAGAGCUCACCCUGCCUGCAGGAUCACAUUGCAAGGCUCUCACCUUUCUCACCUUGCUUGGGGGUAAAUCUCUUCUGCGGAAUCUCAGAAAAUCAAAUUCCAUCCUGAGGCUAUUUCACCAAGAAUUUCCUUAGGAGCUGUGCGGGGGGCCCUACGAUGAUACACCAACCACUUGUGCUGCUACCUGUCAAAAGUUUGGAUGGCCCUACUUUCAGGUCAUGACCCUCGGAUUUAAGGAAGUCUUCAGGACAAUGUCAAAUACGAUCCAAGAUAAAAUGUGAUUUGAGUCUGGAGACAAUUGUGCACAUCACCUAAUAAUAAAAACCAAGGAUAGCUGAUAAAAGAAUACAAAAUAUUUGGAAUUUGCUACAAUUAAGAAGAAAAGUUGCUUCUAGUUUGAUUCAUAUUACAUAGCAUAUUUAAUUUGGGCUCUGAUAAUGGAGAAAAAGUAUAUCCAGUAUUUUCUGUUUCUCUUGCCUUGUUUUAUGAUUCUUGUCACAGCAGAAGUUGAAGAAGAAGUCUCUGAUGACUUAAUUCAGUUGGGGGUUACUAGAAAUAAAAUCAUGACAGCUCAGUAUGAAUGUUACCAAAAAAUUAUGCAAGACCCCAUUCAACAAGCAGAAGGCAUUUACUGCAACAGAACCUGGGAUGGCUGGCUAUGCUGGAAUGAUGUUGCAGCAGGAACUGAAUCAAUGCAACACUGCCCUGAUUACUUUCAGGAUUUUGAUCCUUCAGAAAAAGUUACAAAGAUCUGUGACCAAGAUGGAAACUGGUUCAGACAUCCAGCGAGCAACAGAACCUGGACAAAUUAUACCCAGUGUAAUGUUAAUACACACGAAAAAGUGAAGACUGCACUGAAUUUGUUUUACCUGACCAUAAUUGGACAUGGAUUAUCUAUUGCAUCACUUCUUAUCUCACUUGGCAUAUUCUUUUAUUUCAAGAGUCUAAGUUGCCAAAGGAUUACCUUGCACAAAAAUCUAUUCUUCUCUUUUGUUUGUAACUCUGUUGUAACAAUCAUUCACUUCACUGCAGUGGCCAACAACCAAGCCUUAGUGGCCACAAAUCCUAUUAGUUGUAAGGUGUCACAGUUCAUCCACCUUUACCUGAUGGGCUGUAACUACUUCUGGAUGCUCUGUGAAGGCAUUUACCUGCACACACUUAUCGUGGUGGCCGUGUUUGCUGAGAAGCAGCAUUUGAUGUGGUAUUAUUUUCUUGGCUGGGGAUUUCCACUGAUUCCUGCCUGUAUACAUGCCAUUGCCAGAAGUUUAUAUUACAAUGACAAUUGCUGGAUCAGUUCUGAUACACAUCUCCUCUACAUUAUUCAUGGUCCGAUUUGUGCUGCCUUACUGGUGAAUCUUUUCUUCCUAUUAAAUAUUGUACGUGUGCUCAUCACUAAGUUAAAAGUCACACACCAGGCAGAGUCCAAUCUCUACAUGAAAGCUGUGAGAGCUACUCUUAUCCUGGUGCCGUUGCUUGGCAUUGAAUUUGUGCUUAUUCCUUGGAGACCUGAAGGAAGGAUUGCAGAAGAAGUAUUUGACUACAUCAUUCACAUCCUGAUGCACUUCCAGGGUCUUUUGGUCUCUACAAUUUUCUGCUUUUUCAAUGGAGAGGUUCAAGCAAUUCUGAGAAGAAACUGGAAUCAAUACAAAAUCCAGUUUGGAAACAGCUUUUCCCACUCAGAUGCUCUCCGUAGUGCAUCUUACACAGUGUCCACUAUCAGUGAUACUCACGAAUGUCCUAGUGAACACUUAAAUGGAAAAAGCAUCCAUGAUAUUGAAAAUGUUGUCUUGAAACCAGAAAAAUUAAGUGAUAUAGUUAUAUGAAAAUGGAGGCCUCAUCACCUGCUUCAUGCCAAUCUUAACUCAAGGAUUUGGACCUGUGGUUUUGCAGCAGAAAACUUCAAUAUUAGAUGAAUUUCUCAAAUGCCAUAAAGACAGUCUUCCACUUAAAGGAGAAUUGUGUUGAUAAAUGUUUGACAACUAGCUCUAUGUGGGGAAGAAAGCCCUGAUUUAUAAUAUUUGCCAGUAAAUACUCUCCCUGUGGCAGAUUUUAAACUACCAACUUGACAUCACUGAAGGUGGAAUUGGGAAAAAUGAUAAACACAAUCAACUUUCAUGAGCUGAUGUGGCUCAGCUGCAGCACAACACUGCAAGAACCUACAGAUGAAUAAGACCAAAGGUUCACAUACAGAAUGGGUAUAAUUCUACUCUUGUCACCUAACGAGACCUAGCUAAGUUUUCUACAUGUUGAAGAAAAAGUUAUUUUUUACAUGUUGGCUGGGAAAAAUCUUUACCCCAGUGUCACAGGUGCAGUUGAUGUUUACUUGUCCAGAAAGCACUCUAACUCUUUUUUUUUUUUUUUUUUUUUUUUUAUAAUACCUUUUCAAACAGACCAGACAGAGUUAAUUAUCCCUGUUGGCUUACCCUCUAUGCCCUAAAAAAGUAACAGCAGAAUUUCUGUGAGCUACUCGUUUGCUGACACAUCACCGUUAUAGUCUAUGGCAUGUCCUUUUCUGAGACUUGGUGAACAGGCUACAUGAUAUGUGCUCCUACUUCUGUAUUAUCAGGGAGACAUCCUGGUUGACUCUACAAAACACCUAGCAGCUACUUUCCCGUCUUGCUAUACAAGUAAGAGGGAAUCAGUUUCCCUGAAUCUGUAAAUAGAAAACUUUGUCCCUUCCAUUUCUACUGUGUAGACAAAUUAGCAAUCAUUUUAGAUGAAGGAAAUCAAUGAAGGAUUUCUUAUUAUCUUGGAAGUUUGUAAAAAAAAAAAAAAGAAUUGUGAAAAAUGAGCUUGUAAAUACUUCAGUAUUUUAUUUUAUAGUCUCAAAUGCACACA
Messenger RNA from Sciurus carolinensis (gray squirrel), 2948 nucleotides. It is a transcript of the gene Calcrl, whose product is annotated as calcitonin receptor like receptor. The transcript has 16 exons. Bases 548 to 1933 code for a protein of 461 amino acids. Gene Ontology annotation, molecular function: calcitonin receptor activity; calcitonin gene-related peptide receptor activity; adrenomedullin receptor activity. Gene Ontology annotation, biological process: adenylate cyclase-activating G protein-coupled receptor signaling pathway; angiogenesis; cell surface receptor signaling pathway. The record is from RefSeq and is a predicted model, not a curated record. NCBI's taxonomy places the organism in Eukaryota, Metazoa, Chordata, Mammalia, Rodentia, Sciuridae. Gene Ontology annotation, cellular component: plasma membrane.